CUGAAUGCUAAAGGCUCAAUGGUGAACACAACGCUCGUGCUCACGAGGCACUCACAGAUGAUCAAACAGGGCCUGCCACCUAAGAGGCAUUUCGGUAUUCACUGGGAGGGUGGAUGGGUAUUUAGAUGGAUGGAUUGCCUCAAGGCCCUGUAUGCCUUGCUCUUCUGCAUACCUGAUGCCCUGCUGACCUAUUCUCCUGUCUCCUCAUUCUUAAUUGCCCUUUUGCUGUUCCUUGAAUCCAUUAAACUGCUCCUGCCUUAGGGCCUUUGCACUUGCUGUUGACGAUGCUCUUCUAGACAUUUACAUGAAUUGCUCCCUUAUUUCUCUGAGGUCUCUGUGUUCAAUGCCACCCUAUCAGAGAGGCUUUCCUUAACUACACCAUGUGAGCUAGCACCCCCCUCCCACCACCCCAUAUCACUUUCUAUAUUCUUAUCUGGCUUUAUAUUUAUCCAUAUAAUUUGUUACUUAAUGUAAGGUGGUUCACUCGACUGAGGGGGAGAGAGAGAGCCCUAAAAUCCAGCUUACCCCUGUUCCCAAAACUGUAUCCCUUAGUAGGGGCCUAAGUCUGACUGAAGGAAGAGGCUUUUUCCUAAUUCACAUAAGCUGCUGCCUAUUCCCUAAAGCAUGUGCCUUUUUCUAACUUGCAGAUAUGUUUUGUAUUAGCCCCAUGUUUUUCUUCAUCUAGUAGAAUAAAAGCUCCAGGAGAACAGAAUCUUAGUCUAUUUGCUCACUAUUGCUUCCCGUAUGUUUAGAACAGUAUCAGGCCCAUAGUAGGUAUUCAAUAGGUAUUUGCGGGUAGAUGAACAGAUGCAUGGGGUGUGAGAAACUCACAAGUAAGCAGAGUGCCAAUAUAGUUGUGAAUGUCAUGAGAUUGUGGAGAGGAUACUGUGGGAGCUCAGAAAUAAAGCAUCUAGCUGUGGGAGGAAGUCGUUAAGAUAUGCCCACCAGUGUGACCCUUGAGCUGGACUUGGGCAAUCGGAGGCUCCUCACCCCGUACUUGGUGCUUUGGAAUGUGUGCUCCGCUUGCCUUCCCUGCUCCCAGAAGCUGCUCCAAGGAUACAGCCUUGAGAUAGAAAUGUGGUGAUAAGACUAUCUGAACUGGGUAAGUGACUAAACCCUGUUAAGGCCUCCUGUGUGUGUUACUGAAACCAGGUAAGACCUCUACAUAAACUUUCAACAUUUGGUGCGUGGGUGUAGAAAUCUACUCAUCUCGCAGUUGCCCAAAACAAGCCUCAAAAGUUCCCUUGCUUAUUAAAUGUGCCACCUACCAACCUGGAGUGGUCUGCCUUUUUCUGUGGUCUCUCCUACCCUCCAAGUAUGGGGUCAGUUUCAGAUUACACCCAGGAAACCUCAAAAGGAGGUUGCGACCCAACACAAAACGUGUCUUGAGAGGCUAGAAAUUGUUUUAAGAAAUAACACAGCCUUAAGAGAAAGUUUAUUGGGAUUUUCAUAUUUGCUUUGGGUUUGGAAGAGUCUGGAAGUAACCCCCACGCAUACUUCCUCUGUGAUUUCCACAACAGCAAUGUCUGCCUCUUCUUCAGGAUUAAGGGAGGGAGUAAGUGAACAUGCUACAAAAACGCUGUCUACCCAGAUUGCUAGCAUUCUGUUCCAGAGUCGGUGAAUAUACUUAAAGCACAUUUACUAUAACUAAGGUUUACAUUUGGGGACAGGGUGAAGAUGGCAAGGAAAGAAACAAUAUCACAGAGGUUUGACACUCCAGGAGUCUUUGAAGUUCUUUUAAUUUGCUUUCUAAUUUUUACAUAUGAGGACAACAUACUUCUGGUCAGAGCUAAUUAAAUGGAAGUGGAAUCAGAACAUCGCUUUAGGACUGGGAAUUCCAUGCCUGUCUUGGUACCACACUUCCCUUCACAGUGACAGGCAAAGCAAGUGUUCAGGAAAGAGAAGCUCCAUUUAAUACACUUAGAAACAGCCUCAUAGCCAUUUCUCAGAAUGAUAGAACAUUAAAACUGUUCAAUUUGAUGAAGAUCAACUGAACAAGGGGUUAGGGAAAUAAGUGUUAGAGAAUGGAAAACUAUUCUUCCCUUUUUGUCACCAUAUGUGUAAAUUAUUGUUCACAGUGUCACAAAAAUCUACAGUUUACCCUCACAGAAUCUUGGACCUGGGGAAGGUUUUAGCAUGCAAGUGGUACAAAUACUGUCAUUUUACAGGCAAGAAAAUUGGGACCCAUGGGCUGGAACUUGCCCCAGGCAACCGAGUCAAACCAGAACAUUGUUCCAUGCUGAGAAUUCUCUUUGGAAACAGAGAAUAAAGGGCGUGGGCCCUUUCUAAAAUUUUGGCUCAGGAACUUGAGGGUACAGAUUUAAACUUUAAUAGGCCAUUCGAGUUUUACUUAAAAUAUAUUUAAGCAACUCAUUGAAAUAGCUCCUCCAACCUAACUACGAAAAGGCUAGAUAUCUUGGCAGUCUCGGAUCAAUAGCAAUUAAACUUCAACCUUAGAGCUGUAAAGAACAAACACCAAAUGUAAACAUAACCUUUCAAGUUCCUAGUAAAUAUUUUCCUUCUUUCUCAUCAGAGCCUGCUCUUUUUUGAAAAUGGGUGAUACAUACCAGCCCCAACUUCACUUGUCAUGUGCCCCUACCCCAAUUCAUGGUAGUGUUCAGGAUAACACCCUUAAACACUAGGCUGAUGGAGCCGGCGCUGUUCGUUUGAGUAUUGACUAGAAUUACCCCUGCACCUGUUAGAUCUGAGUUAUUGUUACCACUGGGUGUGUUUAGGGCCAGUGAAGAGGGAUUGUGUAAGAACCCACGGCUGCAUAACUUGUGGCUAUGUGGUGUUUGCCCAGUGUGACCUCUCCCCUCUAAAAUAGUUCCUGAACCAUUAGCAGAACUAGUGGUUGGUCCAUUUUUUUAAGUUAUUAACUUCUUACAUUCCCCUUUCCUAACUAUGCAUAGCUCAAACUUUACCGGGAGAGGCAACUCAGACGGUGCCAACAUUGUCAACAGUCUGGGCAUUUCCUCCCGGGUCCGGAGAGCCAGAAUGCCCGGGAGAACUUUGCGGAGGGGGUGCACGGUGCGCAGAGGGGCGCGCGGGCGCCGCAGGAUGUCGCAGGACACAGUCCAACAGGUCGCAGCUUUAAAUAGAGUCGUGGAGUCCGGCGCUCCUUUCCAUCCUUAGGUGGAUUUACCUCCGCUUCCUGCGUCUUAUCUGAGAAGUAAAAUCCCUUUGAGAAAAAGAAUAGUAGACGACUCAGGCGCAGCAGAAAGAAAUUGGGAGCCAAGCCUGAGUUCGCGUGCUUCCUGCUUGCGAGGACCGGAGAGCCGAGGGUGCGCUGGGCCGGCGCCGCCUGAGAUUCUACGGGUCCGAAAGUACCCCGCGUCGCCAUGGCUACAGGCGCCGACGCUUCUGGCUCAGCUCUCAGCGUUCCGUCUCCAUGGCAACCUCUUUGUCUCCUAAGCCGGAACAUCUGUGGCCGGCGGGAGGGGCAGGCGUCGUAGAGCGUCUCCUUCCGCAAAGCGCCCUUGAACGAGGUCCGCCCAAACCUGGACGCUGACGUCGCGGCAGCAAGCCGAGCUGCCAGGCCCAGGGAGCUAGGAGGCCGGUUCGGGGGCGUGGCUUCCUCCGCCCUCCGCCAGGCACUCAGCGCCACGCUCGCCAGGUUACCCCCGCACCCGCCAGAGUCUUCUGCCUGGAGUCUCUGCGGCGGUACCCGCAGGAAAGGAGGCUUGGGGGACCACGGAGUAUGCUCGGGAUAUGGCGAAGAAGACACCAGCUAGUCCCAUCCGAAUCCCUACUGUCAGUAGUGAUAUUGACUGGGACUACUGCUUCCUUGAGUCACAGCAAACCAAGAUCCCAGCACAGCAGCCGACAGAGGAGUCGUAUCCCACUAGCGGGUCUGAGGAGAGCGAAGACGACACUAAACCCAAGGAGAAGGCCACAGACUGCAUGUCUCUUCCCUGGGAGAAAUUAGCCCAGUCACAGGAGAAAAUAGCUCAGCUGAUUAAGGAGAAAAUGAAUACCCAGGCAAACAAGGAGCUGAUUCGCUGUGUCAUCCUUUCUCAGAUUACUUUUGGGGAAGAACACUGGAAAUGUGCACAGGCUUUGGCCAGCCUGGCUUAUGGCUACCUGACACUCAGAGGUCUCCCAGCUCAGGCCAAGAAGCAUGCUGAAUCUGCCAAGAACACACUGCUGACCUGGAAGAGAAAGACGUCCUCAGACAAGGAGAGAAAGGGAAUCCUGGAAGCUCUGGUCAUGCUCUACUAUACUCUGGGGGUGGCCUGUCUCCUGCAAAACCGUGGCAGAGAAGCUUAUCUCAACCUGCAGAAGGCAGAGAGGAACAUGGAGGAGCUGAAAGAAUUACACAAGGGAGGAGUUUGUGGAUUACAAGUCUCAGAGAAAGACCUAACAAUUGCUUUGGGCAGAGCCUCCUUGGCCAUCCAGAGGUUGAAUCUAGCUCUGGCAUACUUUGAAAAGGCAAUCAACAGCAUCAUUGCUGCCAAGGGUGCUGGAACGUCGGAUCUGGUCCCUCUAUACACAGAAGUUGCUCAGAUUGAGCAGCUGAGGAGAAACCACCACCAGGCCAUCCAGUACUUGCAGCAGGCCCAUUCUAUCUGUGUUUCUUUGUUCACUGAAGUCAGCCCCCAAACUGCAGAGGCAAGCGCAUUACUAGCCAAGGCUUAUGCCAUGUCUGGAGAGGCCCAACAUAUAGAUGUUGCUGAGAUGUAUUUUAUAAAAAGUAUCAGUGCAUACCAAACAACAUUGGGCCCAGAGAAUUGUGAAACACUGAUGACCAUUGGAGAAUUUUACAAAUGGCUUAUCCAUAAAGGGGAAAAAGAGGAGGCACACAGACUGCUCAAGGCCUCAUUGCAAUCUCGGAUCAUCAGCUAUGGUAACUACAGUGAGAAAGUGGCUGAAACGUUUUAUAACAUGGGCAGGAUCAGUUUUGCCAAAGGAGACUUCAGACAGGCAAUUCAUCUGCUAAGGAAGUGUCUGAUGAUUCAAAUCCUUUUAUAUGGAAGUGAGCACAGUAAAAGCCGAGACACUAAAAACAUCCUUACCCUAGUGCAGAGGUCUCUUGUUAUCAGUAAAGAGAAAACCUCUAUACAAGUUAGCCACAAUAAAGCCAACCUUGCUGAUAAUGAAUCUUUUGGACCACAAAAUAUCUUUAUCGACACUGACAGCAGGGGCAGAUCAAAAGCAGAACUAAAGACUCGAGGGAAAAAGGGGCCACUUAGCAGCAGCAUUACAGGCAAACUUGAUAAUAUUCCAGAGAUAGGAUCCUCUUAUCCAGUCAUCAACAAGCAACAAGAAAUCCUUGGACAAAAUGGCAGGAAGCAAGGCCAUUUAGGCGUCAAGCCUCAGGCACCAACCCUAAUGGUACAGGCUACAGGCCUCACUAGAGAUACCUUUCUCAUGCAAGGAUAG
Messenger RNA from Pteropus alecto (black flying fox), 5382 nucleotides. It is a transcript of the gene TTC23L, whose product is annotated as tetratricopeptide repeat domain 23 like. NCBI's taxonomy places the organism in Eukaryota, Metazoa, Chordata, Mammalia, Chiroptera, Pteropodidae. The transcript is spliced from 13 exons. Gene Ontology annotation, molecular function: protein binding. The record is from RefSeq and is a predicted model, not a curated record. The coding region runs from base 3712 to 5382 and encodes 556 amino acids.